AUGGAUCUCACGGUGGUCAUCAUUCCUCCCUCCGCACCUCACACGCAUACGGUCAUCUUCUUACAUGGGCGCGGAGACAGCGCCAAAAGUUGCGCUUCAUCGUUGUCUUACUCAAGGGACUCAAGCAGGCGCAGUCUCUCAGAGAUAUUCCCCUCCUUCCGCUGGGUGUUCCCCCAGACCAAGAUGCGGGAGUGCGAAGCCUUUCCUCGCCACAAAAUGUCCCAGUGGUUCGAUAUAUGGAACGUGAGCGACUUCUCACAGCAUGAGGAGCUGCAAGCGACGGGUUUAAGGGAGAGCGUUGCCAGUAUAAGGCGCCUCCUCGUGAGCGAGGCUACCAUAUUAGGCGGACAAUGGGAUCACCUUGUGCUGGCUGGUAUUAGUCAAGGUGCUGCGACGAGCGUGCAUACGUUACUGAAUCUCGGUUUGCCGCCGGCUGCGGAAGCUCUGGAGGAUCAACAGGUGCCUUGUGCACUCGGUGCCUUUCUUGGGUUUUCGUGUAGGAUGCCUUUCCCCGGGAGAUCGCUCGCUGAGACCAGGAACGUACUAAGCGUGGAGGCCCCCCGGGACAAUAACGAAGUCCUGGACAUCGAUGAGAUCCUACGCAACACGCCUAUGUUGCUUGAACACCGCGUCGAUGAUGCACUCGUUCCUGUAGAAAGCGGCCGGGGCUUGCGAGAUACGUUGCGGGGGUUUGGGGCCCAAGUGACGUGGAAGGAAUACCGUAAUGGAGGACACUGGUUCAACUCGCCGGCCGGGAUAGAUAAUGCUGUGGAGUUUCUGAACAACCACGUUCUUAAGAAGCUGAAUGCUGGGGAAAUAUUAUCGAGCCAAUUCCAUGGUCUGUCUCUAGCUUGA
Messenger RNA from Venustampulla echinocandica, 855 nucleotides. RefSeq lists its product as uncharacterized. Gene Ontology annotation, biological process: protein depalmitoylation. Gene Ontology annotation, cellular component: cytoplasm. Bases 1 to 855 code for a protein of 284 amino acids. The record is from RefSeq and is a predicted model, not a curated record. Lineage: Eukaryota; Fungi; Ascomycota; Leotiomycetes; Helotiales; Pleuroascaceae. The transcript has a single exon. Gene Ontology annotation, molecular function: carboxylic ester hydrolase activity; palmitoyl-(protein) hydrolase activity.